CUACGAUAUGGCGAGCUCACUGACAACGAAGUGCGGCUCCAGUUUGCCUGGGACAUCCUGCAGCCCUCCGGCGGCGGCGACACGUACGAGGCUCAGUACCAGGCAGGCAUCGACCCGGACUGGAACUGUCCCCAGAACCUCCCCGCCAACCCGGGAAUCAUUGUUGACGGCGACGCUUCCGUUGCCUGCACCGCAUACGACUACCCGUCCCAGGAGCAGUUCCUCGCUGCCAGAAAUGACCAGAACAAACUGUUCGUUUUCCUCACCACCACAGAUGUGGCCGACUUCUACAAGCAACUAAGCGAGAACAAGCUGCAACAGCCGCCAGCAUUCCACCAAGUCAUACAGCAAGACUCCUCCAACCUCGUAGAGGCACUCAUUCAAGCGCUCCAGGGGGUUGCCCAGGUCGCCUGCCCGCAAACGACAACUCCUGCACCGGUCACAACCGCUGCAGCGCCAGAGACCACCAUUCCUGCGACUCCCACAGCUCCUACUACUACCCCGGCUCCGACUCCGGCUCCUACCACUACCCCGGCUCCGACUCCGGCUCCUACCACUACCCCGGCUCCGACUCCGGCUCCUACCACUACCCCGGCUCCGACUCCGGCUCCUACCACUACCCCGGCUCCGACUCCUACCACUACCCCGGCUCCGACUCCUACCACUACCCCGGCUCCGACUCCGGCUCCGGUCACUACCCCGGCUCCGGUCACUACCCCGGCUCCGGCCACUACACCGGCUCCGGCUCCUGCCACGACCAUUCCGGCUCCGGCCACGACCAUUCCGGCUCCGGCCACGACCAUUCCGGCCGCCACGG
This is a messenger RNA of Gregarina niphandrodes, 817 nucleotides long. RefSeq lists its product as hypothetical. The record is from RefSeq and is a predicted model, not a curated record. The annotation marks the transcript as partial. NCBI's taxonomy places the organism in Eukaryota, Apicomplexa, Conoidasida, Eugregarinorida, Gregarinidae. The transcript is spliced from 2 exons.